CUCUCUCUCUCUCUCUCUCUCCUCGCAAGUUGCGAUUCCCAAAUCCCAAUGCCACCUCGCAAUUAACACCUCCUGCGGCGGCACACAGCCUGCCUCCACCCCCCGCGCGCCCUGCCAUCGCCCCCCGGCCGGCGCCCAUGACGUCAUCGUCGUCGCACCACCACGACGCCUCCUCGGCCACCUCCACCCCCCGCGCCGGGGCCGGCAGCACCGCCAGCAGCAACGGCAACGGCAACGGCAGCGGCAACGGCGGUGGCGCCGGCUACCACCACCCGCCUCCUCCGCGGGCGCAGGCGCAGCCGCACGGGGCCGCGUGCGUGCGCCUCAUGUGCAGCUUCGGCGGCCGCAUCCUGCCGCGCCCGGGCGACCACCGGCUCCGCUACGUCGGCGGCGAGACCCGCAUCGUCUCCGUCCCGCGCACCACCUCCCACGCCGUCCUCUUCGCCGCGCUCGCCAAGCUCGCCCCCGCGCUCUUCGUCCCCGGAGAGCCCACCCCGGCGCUCAGGUACCAGCUCCCGCACGACGACCUCGACGCGCUCAUCUCCGUCUCCUCCGACGACGACGUCGACAACCUCAUGGAGGAGCUCGACCGCGUCCACAGCCUCGCCGCCACCGCCAUCAAGCCGCCCCGCCUGCGCCUCUUCCUCUUCGCCGCCUCGCCGGACCACUCCCCCGCGGGCGCGUUCGGCUCCGUGCUCUCCGGUGUCGGCGACGCCUCCUCCGACCAGUGGUUCGUCGACCAGCUCAACGCCCCCCCGCCGGGUUCCAUCGAGCGCGGCCGAUCCGAGGCCUCGUCGAUCGUCUCGGAGGUCCCGGACUACCUCUUCGGCUUCGACACGACCUCCGAGGAGCCCAGCCCCGGCGCGGGUGCGCAGCCCAAGUCUGACGCGGAGGUGGCGCAAGGCGACGACGACGACGACGCGCCGGCUCCCGUGCUGGGCGCUCCUCUGGUGCCAUACGUCCCGGAGAGCGCCCCGUGGCCGGCCCCGCCUCCACCGUACAUGGCGCAGCCGGUGUUCUACGUGCCCGUGCGCCCGGUCCAUUACCUCAACGCGGCUGGACACGGCGGCUACAUGCCCGGGCCGGUUUACCACAUUGUCGGUGGAGGGAGAAACGAAGGCCCGGGAGAUCUCUACUCGUCUGAGGGCGUCGGUGGCGUCUACGGCGUCCCCCGCUCCAUGCCGCCAUUCCGUCAGGUGAUGUACGCGCCGCCACCCGCCACGGAAGCCUACUCGGUGGAGGGGAAGCCGCCGGAAGGUGAGUCCCACUCUCCGUAGGCGCAAGGGGAGGAAGAGUCAUGGCCGUGGUAGAUUCUGAUGAUCGCAUGGGCUGUUCCUGAAGCCGGUUAAUUCUGAUGAUCGCUUAUAUUUGAGCUAAGAUUUUUGCAUUGCCGUGGUAAAUGUUCACUGUUUCUGCUGGGGUUACUCUUGGUAGCUGUAUAGAUGAGGGAGGUGGAGGAUGGAUGGGUCAUGGAUAUCACAAUUUUCGUCGAGUGAAAUAGAUUCUUGAAUUGUUAUUAUGUGAGUACAUUUGGUGUGAUUAGUACUAGCAAGUUUACUGUAAUGUGGGAUUGGAUUCAUAUAUAUUCUACUAGAAGAUUUUUUAUCUGCGAAACACAAUGUUUCUGCAUUUUGUAUUCAUAUGCUUGAUGCUGGAUGUAUCAUGGUCCAUGAAUGUCCUAUAUAUCUACUCUAGCUUUGAUGCGAAUGUUUGCGCA
This is a messenger RNA of Triticum aestivum (bread wheat), 1717 nucleotides long. RefSeq lists its product as uncharacterized. Gene Ontology annotation, molecular function: protein binding. The record is from RefSeq and is a predicted model, not a curated record. The coding region runs from base 138 to 1277 and encodes 379 amino acids. NCBI's taxonomy places the organism in Eukaryota, Viridiplantae, Streptophyta, Magnoliopsida, Poales, Poaceae. The transcript has a single exon.